This is a messenger RNA of Miscanthus lutarioriparius, 1356 nucleotides long. NCBI's taxonomy places the organism in Eukaryota, Viridiplantae, Streptophyta, Magnoliopsida, Poales, Poaceae. The record is from the annotation of a GenBank genome assembly.
AUGUCCCAUCACCGGGCGAAGCGGUCGUCCGACAGCGCACGCGCCCCGUCCGCGCCGGCGUUCCCCACGAACAAGGAAGCCCCCGACCUGCCCUCCAAGACCCGCAUCUUCUGCGAUAUCCUGGCCUCCCGCGCCGACGACGACGUGGACGCCGCGCUCGACAAGGCCGACAUCCGCGGCGUAACCACCGCUGACGUCGAGCAGGUGCUCCGCUUAUCCUACGCGCACCCGUGCGCCGCCACCGCCUUCUUUCACUGGGCGGGGAACCGGCACCUCGGCCACGAGCACCACUCCCCCUACUCGUGGAACCUCGUCGUCGACAUCCUCGGUACAAACUGCCUCUUCGCGCGCAUGUGGGACACCGUCGAAUCCAUGCACUCGCGGCGGCUGCUCUCGCUCGAUACUUUCGCCUCCGUAUUCUCCUCCCUGGCGGCGAGCCCCGGCUGUUCCUCGCUCGAGGCGUUCAUGGACAUGCCGCGCUACGGCAUGACCCAAGACACGCAGGCGCUCAACUCGCUCCUCUCCGCGCUCUGUCGUGCCGACCGCCUCUACGACGCCCGCGCCGAGGCCGGCACGCGCCCGGAUGCCGACUCCUACGCCAUCCUCCUCGAGGGCUGCGAGGCUGCCGCCGACCGGCGGGCUGCGCGCGAUGUGUUCGACGAAAUGGUGCGCGACAUCGGUUUUGAUCCUGACAACGUGCCUGCCUAUGACGCCUUCCUCACUACGCUUGUUUCAAGCGACUCCUCCACGGCGCUACCGGAAGCAAUGUACUAUCUAGAUUUCUUAAACAGGCACGGCUGUUCGCCGGGAGCAGGAGAGAGGUUCUUCCAUGCUGCUCUCGGCGCACACCUUGAGGCAGGAGAAUUGCACGGUGCUACUUGUCUCUGGGCUAGGUUUGUUGGGCGUGGAGGACUCGUGCCAGACGUGGAAAUGUACAACACAAUGAUCAUGCUGCAGGGCACUCUUGGGCAUGCUGAGGUGAUAGUGGAUUAUCUCGACGACAUGAUCUUCAAUGGAGUGUUCCCUGGUACCUACACAUACAAUGUGGUCCUCCAGCUUUUGCUGGAAGGAAGGGAGCUCCAUAAGGCAGCGGCAAUAUUUAGCGAGAUGACUGGGAUCAAAGUCUGGAGCUGCGUGGUGGAGAAUGGCUUGCCACCUUUAGAGGAGUGUGGGAACAUGCUUGUGUCAAAGCUGAAGGAUGUCAGGCUACCUGAGGCAUGCAAGUAUGCAGAAGACAUGGUUGAUCGGGGUAUCAAGUUGAGUUUAUCGACACUGUCCAAGCUGAAGCGGUGCCUGCAGAAGAUUAAGAAAGGAGACAUCUAUGAUCACCUACUUAGAAAAUGGAAGGCACAUUAG